Molecule: messenger RNA, 2721 nt
Organism: Hevea brasiliensis (rubber tree)
Lineage: Eukaryota; Viridiplantae; Streptophyta; Magnoliopsida; Malpighiales; Euphorbiaceae
Product: O-fucosyltransferase 35
Exons: 9
Coding region: 384-2303 (639 amino acids)
Cellular component (GO): Golgi apparatus; chloroplast; cytoplasm
Source: RefSeq, a predicted model, not a curated record
UGGUAAAUUUUUUUUAAAAAAAAUUGACUUGCUGAUCUAUUGGAUAUUUGGAUUCAAUAAUUUAAAUUAUUUAUUUUUUCUGAAUACGUGGGUUUUCCUAUAUAUAAUGAUUAUAGUAUUACCCAAGAUUGUUGUUUGGUAAUUUGAGAAUCUAAGAUCAACCCUUUUGCGAACUGCUAGCCAAGCGUUGUCUGCAACAAACUCGGAUUUCAGACACAAUGAUUUUCUGUACAUAAACUGACCUUUUUGAAAAAUUCUUCCUCUUUCGUCAAUGGAGAUCUUAUUAAAAUCCAUUAGAUAUCGCGGUUAUUAUUCACGAUAAGGCAUAUCAGUGAAUCACUGCUGUCGUUACUUAUUUUCUUGAUAACUUUUUCUUCAUUUUCAUGGGUCACCACUCUCACUCUCGCCACCACAGCCAUGACUCUAGUGAUGGUGUUUCUCAGAGAGUUAACAGCCCUCGUUUCUCGGGGCCCAUGACUCGCCGGGCUCAUUCUUUCAAGCGUAACAAUAAUAACGCCACCGCCGCUCAUACCACCACCACCAGUAACAAUCGCAAUACCCACAUCACCAACACCAAUAAUAGCACUAGUCAUGAGAUUGAUUUGCAAGUUAAUUCACCUAGAUCUGAAUCUCUUGAGGUGUUUGAGAGGCAGAGCCACCACCAAUAUGUGACCCAGAGAGUUCAUGGGGGAAUUGUCAAGAGUUUAUUCAAUAAGAAGGGCGAUUUUGGAUCUGCAGUGGUUGAUUUGGGCUUCAGGGAGAGGAAGAAGUUGGGGCACUGGAUGUUCUUUGUGUUUUGUGGGGUGUGUUUGUUUUUGGGUGCUCUUAAGAUUUGUGCAAAUGGGUGGUUUGGAUCUGCCCUUGAAAGUGUUGCCUCCAAUCAGGAUACUCUCGAUUCCACAACUCAACUGCAUCAAAACUCUCGAAGUUCUGAAAACUUUCACUCUUUCGAAUAUGGGAAGGGAAUGACUGAUACAGAGCGACAACUAAAGAUGGCAAAAUCAGGUGUAGUUGGUGAAUUCUCAGAUAUCUGGUCCAAACCCAACAGUGAGAAUUUCACUCAGUGCAUUGACCAGUCAAGAAGCCGCAAGAAGCUGGAUGAAAAGACAAAUGGUUACAUUCUCAUAAAUGCCAAUGGUGGCUUAAAUCAGAUGAGAUUUGGGAUUUGUGAUAUGGUUGCUGUGGCUAAGAUUAUGAAGGCAACACUUGUUCUUCCUUCUCUGGAUCAUUCCUCCUACUGGGCUGAUGAAAGUGACUUCAAGGAUCUGUUCAAUUGGCAACACUUCAUUGAAAUGUUGAAGAAUGAAAUCCACAUUGUUGAGUCGUUACCACCAUCCUAUGCUGGAAUUGGGCCUUUUACAAAAGCACCAAUAUCAUGGUCUAAGGUUAGUUAUUAUAAAACCGAAGUCCUGCCACUGUUGAAGAAGCACAAAAUAAUCUAUUUUACUCACACUGAUUCUCGUCUUGCCAACAAUGGUCUCCCAGAUUCCAUACAAAAGCUGAGAUGUCGUGUCAAUUACAGGGCAUUGAAGUAUUCUGAGCCAAUAGAAGAACUGGGAAACAUCUUGGUCUCCAGAAUGAGAGAAAAUGAAAACCCUUAUAUUGCUCUCCAUUUAAGGUAUGAGAAGGAUAUGCUUGCAUUUACAGGCUGCAGUCAUAAUUUGACAAUAGAAGAAGAUGAAGAGCUACACCUGAUGCGUUAUGAAGUCAGCCAUUGGAAGGAGAAAGAAAUAAAUGGAACAGAAAGAAGGUUGCUUGGUGGUUGUCCGUUGACUCCAAGGGAGACUUCUCUUUUGCUCAAGGGGCUGGGUUUCCCAUCUAACACCAGGAUUUACUUGGUAGCUGGUGAAGCUUAUGGAAAAGGAAGCAUGCAGUAUCUUCUGGAUGACUUCCCUAACAUAUUCUCACAUUCCACUCUUGCCACAGAGGAAGAACUGAAUCCUUUCAAGAAUCAUCAGAACAUGUUGGCUGGUUUAGACUAUGUUGUUGCACUUCAAAGUGAUGUAUUUAUUUAUACAUAUGAUGGAAAUAUGGCAAAGGCAGUUCAAGGUCACAGGCGAUUUGAGGACUUUAAGAAGACUAUUUGUCCAGACAAGAUGAAUUUUGUGAAACUUGUGGAUGAAUUGGAUGAAGGAAAGCUAUCUUGGGAGACAUUCAGUUCCAAAGUGAAAGAGUUUCACAAAGAUCGAAUUGGAGCUCCAUAUCUACGGGAGCCUGGAGAGUUUCCAAAGCUGGAGGAAAGUUUUUAUGCAAAUCCUCUUCCAGGAUGUAUUUGUGAAACAAGAAAAGUAGAGUAUAAGUAGGCAGGUUUUCUCAUAUUAUUUCAUGGUGUAAGCUCAACUGCUUGCAUAAAAGGGCAUGAUCCAUUUGUUCCAGGCUUAUAAUCAAGAAAGUGGAAAUCUCGAUUAUCCAUAUUAAGUGGGAAUUGGUUUGCUGGUUGAAGAUGCUUCUGCAUGCAGGGAGAAAAAUCCUCUGGGAGGACACAACCAAUUCAAUGAGGUCAUUCUUGCAGCUUACUAUACUGGUUACUGCAGACAGGAUUUAUACACCAUUGUGAAGAGCAUCAUAAUUGACGGUGGAUGCUCAUGCCAAUGUUUUGUAUUUAACUACACUCAAAGAUACAAUUCGGGGUUUUUUGGUGGAAAAGGAAGGUUGAGAACUUGAGGUGCUUACUCUUUCAGUUGGAUAUCAAUAAUACGAAAGUAUAAUUUUAAAGACAAA